Messenger RNA from Cyclopterus lumpus (lumpfish), 3294 nucleotides. Its product is annotated as F-box only protein 30-like. NCBI's taxonomy places the organism in Eukaryota, Metazoa, Chordata, Actinopteri, Perciformes, Cyclopteridae. The transcript has 5 exons. The record is from RefSeq and is a predicted model, not a curated record. Gene Ontology annotation, molecular function: ubiquitin protein ligase activity; protein binding; zinc ion binding. Bases 434 to 2695 code for a protein of 753 amino acids.
GAACAGAAAAAAAAGAUGGAGGCUGACAGCCAAGGAUUGUAGGCAGCUAACAUUAUCAGUUUCUCAAGAGCGGUAACUACAGUCCCAGCUCGUUGUUUUUAGAUACAACCACCAAACACACAUCGUAUCACACGUGCUCCUGCCAACACAACGUCCAGGUAUAUUAUCGUAUUGUGACCGAAACAGACAGACAACAGUCCAGAAGCAUUACAGAUGAGCGUCUAAGUUGAAGAACCUUCACUUUCUCAGUACUGUCUUCACAUGCAGAUCAAAAUACAACAGUACCAGGGUCUUUCUGGAGCUGUUUCGUGACUUCCUAAUGUAAGAAAAGAAAGGCUUUGACCUCCUUAAUAUCACACUGGGAAGCUUCCUAAAAAGGACGGUGGAUCUUUUCAGUCACCAUCCGAAGCUUUACACCCCUUGAGGUCUGAAGAUGGAGGAGGACCAUGUCCACUGUAUGUCCUGUGUUAAUCAGAGAUGCAUGGUCAGACCUCAACCAGGCAUUUCGUGUGAUCUUAUCGCCUGUCCUCUGGUGUGUGGGGCUGUAUUUCACUCCUGCAAAGUUGAUGAGCACCACCUUGUGUGUGCACUGGUGAGGGUACCCUGCCUAAACAGUGGCUAUGGCUGCCCUGUCGCCCUGGUUCGCAACCAAAUGUAUGCACACCUUGAAGUGUGUCCAGCUGGAGUGGUGUGCUGCACUAUGGAGUGGAACAGAUGGCCCGUUAGCUGCCUGGACUACACUUCUUAUGAGAGCCUGAGCCGUGGGGUGGAGGAGGUGGAGCAGCUGGAUAUGGCACUUGCUCUUCAGGACCAGCGUACACUACUCGAGUCCCUCAAGGUAAUUGCCAUGGCUCCUACUGCAGAAGGAGAGCCACUUGUCCCGGCUAGUAAGGAGAACAGGGCAACAGACUCCUCUUUGCUUACAUCUGCCCCUGAGGCCUCCAUCAUUACUGAGUCACCUUCACAGGCAUCAUCCUCACAUCAGCCACAACCUCCCCCACAAGGCUCGGCAAAGGAGAGAAUUGUCAGUGGAAUAAAUGGCUUGAACGAGGAGCACUUCAGUAAACUCUACGAGGCCACCGUGGAGACUGCAAGAAGCUUAUCUGCUGCUUUGGACUUUGUGAGCAGUGCAAACCCUAUUGACGGUAGCAAGAAGUGUAUCAAGAAUAGAUUGAGCAACGACGGAGACCUUCAGAAUGGACCUGACGGAAAAACACCUGAAGCUGCUGAUGGUUUGAAUAAAGAAGAGACGGAGGAGCAAAGUGUUUGUUCUAGCUGUUUGAGAGGAAAUGGGGCUGUGACAGGAACAGAUCUAAAGAUUUUAAAGACAACAAAUGGACCACUGUCAGGAGGAAUGGAGGCCUGUCUUGAGACGGCCUGUCCGGUUGAAGUGAAAGAUGACAUGAAUGCUGGGGUUUCUCAGGAGCCGGCCCUCCCCCAAAUGACAUCUCCAGUGCAUGUCAGCCAGGGUGUGGCACAGAGGGCUGCUCAUGUGGUCCUGGAAGAUAGGGGGCUAGUUCUUUUAGGAAACCAUGGGCCUGAGCGAAAGUUCCACAACUACAAUUUAUUUAGGGGCCAGGGCCAAUGUUCAUUACCUAAUGGACGGAUAGGUUAUAUCCAAGACAGGUCUGUGUUUAGAUUGCGACCCAAAAUGGAGGACAAGGCAGUAGAUACCUCGGAUCUGGAACAGGUGGACGACCCCAUGGGUCUAGGAGAAAUUGAUCUAAUCACAGCAGCGCUGCUCUUCUGUUUGGAGGAGUCCAGAGAGUGUAGAAGGAUCUCGGACACAGUCUAUGUUGAUGGCCACCGUGUUGACUUUGGCACACAGACUUUCACUUUCCCUGCAGCAAUCUUGUUAACCAACACCAGAGUGGGUGAGAUUGCCUCUGCAUCUGCCUGCGACCAUGCUGCCCCACAGCUCUCCUAUCCGAGCCCUUUUCGCACUCUCCGCCUUGGGCUUGUCCUGGAAGCUCUGAAGGUCGAGGCAGUCGCGCAAAACCGCUACCUCCCACCUAACCCCCGCUACCAGCACAUGUUCCCCUUUGUCUGUGGUCAGUCAUUGCGUCGGGACCAGUUUUCUUCCCAUUUCACAAAUGUCCAUGGUGACAUUCACGCUGGUCUCAAUGGUUGGAUGGAGCACCGCUGCCCCCUGGCAUAUUAUGGUUGCACAUUUUCUCAGCGGAGGUUUUACCCAUCUACCGAGGGGGCCAAAGUGGUUCAUGACAGGCACCUCAGGUCCUUCGGGGUGCAGCCUUGCCCAAGGGCAAAAUUUCCAAGUGACUUCCAGUCUGACCAAAUUAGUGGGCUUCCGAUUGAGAUAUUGUGGCACAUAGCUGGAUUCCUGGACAGUUUCAGCCUCUGCCAGCUGUCACUGGUGUCACGGACAAUGAGGGAGGUGUGUGCCAGUCUCCUCCAGACCAGGGGCAUAGUGGAGCUGCAGUGGGAGCGGAGACGACGGCCUGGUACCCCUGGCCACGUGUCAUGGCAGAUCAAAAACAGAGUGUGGAGAUUCAGCACUGCUUUCAGCCCAGUGUUGUCUUGGGGUUUCACCGAUCUCCCCAGCAUGUCGGACCAUCUUAAGAAGUGCCACUUCAACAAUGUGGAGCACAAGACGGAGCCUGUACCCCUUCCUGCCAUGUGUACUGCACGAGAUGGACACUCGCUGCGUCGCGUCCUCCGUCACAUUAACACCUGAUUAAACAAAGCUGACCUCUAGUAGCUGCACAAGAGUCACUGUGGUAUUACGUGGAUGUUGCAAUUACAUAUUUUAUGUCUUGAAAACAUAACUCUUCCUGUUUUACACUACAUUAUUAAGAAGCCUUAAUGAAAUAACACCCUAACUGCCACAAUCAAGGUCUGUUGUUGUGGGUGUAUACCAAUGUGGAUUGCAUGGAUUCUUUGCUGAAAUGUGUCCUUAUUCUGGUAAGAUAAAAUAUAUUUUCCUGAAGACAAAUAUGCAUAAUAGAUUUAUAUUAUUCUAUAUGAUAUACUGUAUACAUGUUUUCACUAUCUUGCCUUUCAGUAGUAGCCAUUGGGGAAAAAGCAGAUUGUUGGUUAUAUUGCAUUAUUUCUGUGAUGGAAGUUAUGCCGGCACUUUACACAAUAUUUGCUUCACCCUCCUAUGUUGGUAUGUGACCCUAAAUGAUCUUGUCUUUCUGAUUCCUAUAGCAGGUGUCAACCUAUUGUCUGUUUUCUGGAUUUGUAGGACAUCGAGUCAAAAAGGAUGGCAAUUAAAUGAGGAAAGCCUGAUAAUGCAUGUGAUUUGCUACCGUUUAAUAAAGUCUUUACAGCCUU